AUGGCACAGGCUGGGACCCGGUUAUGCUACCUUGUCGUCAACCCGGCAUGGCUUUACGCUGGCAUUGACCAAUUUCCCGUCUCAACAGACUCGCUACGGUUAACUACUAUGUUACCCGCUAAUUCCAAGAAAGCAGAGGCAGAAUGCGUUCUUUGCGGAGCGCUCAAGUCACUAUGCCUGGCAUGUCUCAUGGGCCGACGUAACGACGUCGAUGGUGCCGCCAGCUUGCCCCUAUCCAACAUCAGGAAUGCUGAUUCCGACCUGGAUGCUCGGGGAGGAUCCCGCCAGUCAAUUGAGUUUGAACUUGCGAUUAUCCGCCAGAAGAACGAUAUUACCGGCCACAUAUAG
Molecule: messenger RNA, 348 nt
Organism: Uncinocarpus reesii 1704
Lineage: Eukaryota; Fungi; Ascomycota; Eurotiomycetes; Onygenales; Onygenaceae
Exons: 3
Coding region: 1-348 (115 amino acids)
Source: RefSeq, a predicted model, not a curated record